AUGGAAGCUACCGGUUCGACACCAGCCCUUUCGCUGGAAGAGAGGGGACGUCAAACUACAGAGAGGAUGCGUCUACUGCGUGAGAGCGUUGAUCGCCUCUACUGGACUCUCGCGGGCGACUUUCCUGCCUGCGCCUCUGUUAUGAAGACCUCCAAAAGUGGCCGGGACGGGCUCGAACCCCUUCAGAAUCCAGACGGUACCUGGCAUGAGAUUGCACUUUUACCAGUGAAUCAACCACCUGUCGCAUCUAUCGAGGCUUCCCUCAGAUUCCUGGACGAAUGGGAGCAUGACUGGGUGGAGCACCACGAGCGCCAUGAGGGAGCCGAGUAUAUUACGUACGGAGAGCUCGGUCAUGAAGAUCGGCCUUUUGCACGCGAGAUGAAGGAAGAUGGAAGCUGGGACGAGGACUCGAACACCGAGUUUCUCAACAGAUGCUGCGGCCGAGACAGGCCAAUCAACUGGAGAGAUCUGACGCUGCACGUUGCCGCAUCUACGGACAGUGGCUUUGUCACUAUAAAGGACUUUGUUUCAGCCGUGCAUCCAUGGCUCAUGAGCUUACGUGACGACCUUGCAGAAGCCAAGGUGGACUCCCCAUUGUGCUCCCCUGGACCGUUGGACGUGGCCCUCGAGGCCACAUGGAUAGUAGACGCCAGACAUGUGCCAGAAGUCGAUAUUGAAGUCGAAGAUUAUUGGGUGAAACAAUUUCGACCACCUCUGCCAAUGACUGAAGGGCUGAAGGAAGCAAUCCGACUCGCCCGGGCAGAGCGGCUUUCGAAAGCCGCUUAA
Akanthomyces muscarius is the source of this 786-nucleotide messenger RNA. RefSeq lists its product as uncharacterized. Bases 1 to 786 code for a protein of 261 amino acids. The transcript is spliced from 2 exons. Lineage: Eukaryota; Fungi; Ascomycota; Sordariomycetes; Hypocreales; Cordycipitaceae. The record is from RefSeq and is a predicted model, not a curated record.